Messenger RNA from Dendroctonus ponderosae (mountain pine beetle), 2567 nucleotides. RefSeq names its product facilitated trehalose transporter Tret1. Gene Ontology annotation, cellular component: membrane. Gene Ontology annotation, biological process: transmembrane transport. NCBI's taxonomy places the organism in Eukaryota, Metazoa, Arthropoda, Insecta, Coleoptera, Curculionidae. The transcript has 5 exons. Gene Ontology annotation, molecular function: transmembrane transporter activity. The record is from RefSeq and is a predicted model, not a curated record. Bases 238 to 1680 code for a protein of 480 amino acids.
AUUUAAUGAAUCAGGCGGAAUAAACUGUAACGUUAUUAUUAAUGUUCCGCCGCUUAGACUUUCUCACCUUGUAAUUUGCUGUUAAGUUGAACAGUUGCAAAUUGCAUUCAGAAUGGUUUAGAUAGAUAGAUAACCAAUUAGCAUAGACUGAUAUUUACGCUAGUGAAUAGUAGUGAAUAGAUAGAAGUGCGCGUAAGUAUCGGGCUGUGUUAUUUCAAUUAACAUUCUUAAGCCGGAAUGAAGCUAAUUUUGCCUGAUGGUUUCUUCACAUAUUUCGCCGCAUUUGCAGCACAGCAGGAAAAUGGCACGAAUUUUCGAACCAUCUAUUUCGUAUGUGUCAAUCUUCUAAGUUACGGUGGAGGUUUAGGAUAUGGUUGGUCUUCGCCAGCGUUGCCCAAACUGAGCGGCAGAGUGCAUCCAGAAGACAAUCCACUAAGACAUCCGACUUCAGUGCAUGAAGAAUCAUGGAUAGCGUCCCUUUUAAGUUUGGGUGCAAUGAUCAGUCCAAUCUUUGCGGAACUAUUGUGCGAAAAAAUCGGCCGAAAGCGAACGCUUCUGCUGUUUUCGCUGCCCAUGCUGAUCGGAAACUUUAUGAUGAUUUUUGCGCACAGGGUGUUUCAUUUUUAUGUCGCCCGAUUCCUUAUAGGGCUAACCGAAGGGUGUAUUUUUGCAACAAUUCCCGUUUACUCUGCGGAAAUAUCCGAGAAGCACAACCGAGGCACAUUAGGCGCUAUAAUGUUGCUGUUCGUCUCACUAGGACAUCUCACUUCAAGUAUCGUCGGCCCGAGAGUGUCCAUAAGAACUUUGAGUAUAAUUUCCUUAAUGCCUUGCAUAUUAUUCCUGCUGAUUUUCGGGCUGCUUGUACCUGAAACGCCCUAUUUCUACGUGCUGGUGAAUAAGGUGGAUGAGGGCAAAAAUUGCCUGCGGAAGCUUCGAAUGCGAGAUGAUGUCGAUGAAGAAAUGGAUGAUAUAGUGAAGGCAGUGAUGGAGCUGAGAAGCGCCGAGGAUAAAAAUGCCCUGAAGGAACUGCUGACUAAUAAGUAUUCAGUUAAAGCGUUCAUUCUAGCGCUGGUUUUAAUGCUGCUGCAACAGUUUACUGGGUUGAUUUAUGUGGUUGAUUACACGCAGCAUAUUUUUGAUUUUGCGCGCACUCCGUUAUCGGGGGAUGUUGCUGUGAUUCUGGUCAGCACUGUCCAGGUGCUAAGUAUAGCAACUUCCGCUAACAUAAUCGACCGAGUUAAUAGGAAAACGCUCCUUCUUGUAUCCCUGAUUAUAAUAUUUUUGCUGCAAACCACCAUGGGUUCUUUCUUUUAUCUGCAGCAGGAAACUUUCGAAGAUCUACGCUCAGUUUCCUGGAUACCCAUCGUUUGCCUCAUGCUCUUCAUUAUGGCCUUCCAAAUGGGAAUCGGCCCAAUUUCCUACAUUUUUCCUGCGGAAAUUUUGGAGCCAAACGUUAAAUCUCUGGGCACCACUCUUGUUAUUUCCAUCGGGUUACUGGGCGAAUUUGGCAUCGCCACCUUGUUUCCAAUGGUAGCCGUUCGCAUCGGUUAUUAUAUUCCGUUUGUUAUUUUUGCCUGUUUGUCGGGUUUUGCGGUAUUUUUUGUUAUGUGGUUCCUACCGGAAACUAGGCAAAAAAGCUUUCUGGAAAUCCAGGAAAAUAUUAGAAAUAAGAGUAGCUGAUUGAUGAUAGGUUCAUUUCAAUUUAAUGUUGGUUACAUUUAGUACAAAGUUUUUUCGUCAAAGUCGGGCCUUAAAAAUGCCUGCUUUGUUAAAUCAGGGGAUUUACGAAAUAUGCGUGUGAAAUCACGCGUUUUCCUAUAUAAGUUGAUGAAUAAAAUCAGGUAGAGGUCCCGUGACUAAUAUACGAUUAAGUAGAUAUAGAGUUUUAUUUUUUUUACUCCGAUAAAUUAGUUGGGUACAGUUUGGGGUUGAGAUCAAUAAUAAACAACAAACCAAACAUUAUAUAAAACAAACAUAACUUCUUAGUGCGGAAGCUUAGUUAAACAGACGAAACGUCGACAUGUGUGACUAAAAACUUUUGCUUAUUAAUGAUGCCAACCCAUAUUAUGUGUUUAGUUUUGACUAAACACAUAAUUAUUUUAUUAGGCGGAUAUUGAAAUUUCUCACUGUUUUAAGAGUAUUUUAUAUAUUUUUUAAAAUAUUAUUUAGUUGUAUUUGCUUACGCGGAUGAAUUGUAUAGACGGUUUAGUCUUAGUAGGCGAAUUGAUUUUAAACAAAUAGGGGAAGUAAAAACAAUUGGAAAAAUAUGUUUUCGGUUGAAUUAAAAUCGUGAAAAAAAUUGAAUGGCAACAGUUGAUGAGAAUUAAUUUCGUGUAACGCACCGCGUAUUAAUUUAUAUCGAUUCGGCUAUUGAACAGUUAAUUCAUUGGCAAUCGAAACCGUAAACUUCCAACUUUCUAUUUUAUUUGAUUCAGCAAACCUUUAAAAAAAUUAGCAUAAAUGUUUCAAUUUCAGUUGUGUUUUUUAUGUGUUUAGUAUACUUUGUCGGAGGAAAUAAUGAAAUGUACUGAUAUUAUUUUUUUGCAUAAAUCACAUAUGAGAAACGA